GCGUCCGUAAGAUCAGGAGCUAAGAUGACUUUCUACGAUGACAUUUACCCAUUCUACCCUCUACAAAGGACCUCCUUCAUCUUCAGUGGCGGCUUGCUCACCAUUAUUCUGGUCUUCCUUGUGCUAGCAGUCAGUCUUCUUCUCAUUCUGCCAGGGAUACGAGGGAAGUCGAGGCUGUUCUGGAUGUUUAGAAUAAUUAUCAGCUUGUUCAUAGGUGUGGUGAUAGUGGCGCUGAACUUUACUAACGACUGGGCUGAGGCCAGAAUGACCACUAAUACCACCUACAAGUCUUUCAGCAAUGCAGUGGUUAACGCCGAGAUCGGUUUGCAUGUCGGACUGUAUGGCAUUAAUGUCACACUAAAGGGGAAACCUGUCGUACAGUUAAAUGAGACUAUUGACUACAAUGAGAUGUUCAGCUGGCAUGACACUAUUGAAGAAGAGUAUGAGGAAGCUCUGGAGAAAGGUUUACCCAACCCCAUCCUUUACAUCGCUGAGAAAUUCACCAUGAGCAGCCCAUGUGGACUCAUCUUUCAGUACAGAUACUCUGGACGAUACGCCUCUGCAACCCUCUGGACGGCGUUUUGCUGCUGGUUGCUCGCCAAUAUCCUCUUCUCCAUGCCGGUCAUUCUGUACGCCGGCUACAUGUUGCUGGCCACCGCUGCCUUUAUCUUCUUCUCUAUGGCCUCCUUCUCCACCAUCAUGAACGUGCCACAGUGUGUUUUCUCCAUUGGAACGGACUCCUUUGAAACCCAGUACAGCCAUUCAUUCUGGCUGGCUCUGGCUACAGGUGUGCUGUGUACCAUCAUUGGGAUUCUGGUGGUGAUGUUUAACUUUAUGAUGCCAGAGAAGAUGAAAGAGGCUUUCAGUGUUGGUGUCGACAGUUAUGAAGAUGAGGACGUUUCUUACGGGGAGGGCUACCUGAAUACAGUAUUCCUUGAUGGAGUGACAAUUUCACCACUGACAUCAACAGUCAAGGCGGAACAUAUAUGA
Morone saxatilis (striped sea-bass) is the source of this 990-nucleotide messenger RNA. It is a transcript of the gene duoxa, whose product is annotated as dual oxidase 2. Gene Ontology annotation, cellular component: endoplasmic reticulum membrane. The record is from RefSeq and is a predicted model, not a curated record. NCBI's taxonomy places the organism in Eukaryota, Metazoa, Chordata, Actinopteri, Moronidae. Gene Ontology annotation, biological process: protein transport. Bases 25 to 990 code for a protein of 321 amino acids. The transcript has 7 exons.